AUGUUCCAAGAUGCUGCUGCUUCCUCAAACACCCUGGGUGUCAGCAUCCUGCCCGUCCGAAUCCAGUCCCUGGAGCAGUUUGGCAGCUUACGAGACGUGGAGACACGCAUCUUGGCAGCAGAGAGGGCAAAGGAGAGCACGAUGAGCACCGCCAUGCUUUCCUCCAGCGUGCGGGGUUCCCCUCCAAACACAACCUACGAGUUCGAGUACGAGGUGGACUCCACCCGCGGCAAGAAGCGUCUGCUGGCUGCGGUGACGGUGGCGGGCAGCAAGCUGCACAUCCUGAAUGCCAGCGUGGGGUGUGGGAAGGGGGAGACCGCCACCUGCGCUCCCCUGGAAGCCGACCUGCAGCGACUGCGGCGUGCCAUUGCCUCCUUUGAUGUGGAUCGAGGCGCAUGA
Molecule: messenger RNA, 399 nt
Organism: Auxenochlorella protothecoides
Lineage: Eukaryota; Viridiplantae; Chlorophyta; Trebouxiophyceae; Chlorellales; Chlorellaceae
Product: PsbP domain-containing protein 2, chloroplastic
Exons: 2
Coding region: 1-399 (132 amino acids)
Biological process (GO): photosynthesis
Cellular component (GO): photosystem II; extrinsic component of membrane; photosystem II oxygen evolving complex
Molecular function (GO): calcium ion binding
Source: RefSeq, a predicted model, not a curated record